Messenger RNA from Penaeus chinensis, 7034 nucleotides. RefSeq lists its product as uncharacterized. The transcript has 9 exons. The record is from RefSeq and is a predicted model, not a curated record. Gene Ontology annotation, biological process: regulation of transcription by RNA polymerase II. Lineage: Eukaryota; Metazoa; Arthropoda; Malacostraca; Decapoda; Penaeidae. Gene Ontology annotation, molecular function: RNA polymerase II cis-regulatory region sequence-specific DNA binding; DNA-binding transcription factor activity. The coding region runs from base 941 to 1612 and encodes 223 amino acids. Gene Ontology annotation, cellular component: nucleus.
AUUAAGCUACUUCCCGGACGUGGACCGCUUUCGACGAUAUAUCUAUUUACAAUAUACUAAUAAGCAGCUUAGGAAGGACUUACUGUCGAUGUGUGCAGCCUGGCUGAUGUCGGAGGCGAGGGGGCGGAGCCUGCUCGUGUUGUGUGUGUGUGGCAGAGGCCGAGGGUCCCGCAGGCCGCUCCAACGGCUUCUCCCUUAUCGAGGAUCCGUAGUACGUUUAAUCCCGAUAGAUCUCGCAAGUCUGGGAAAGUAUGGCACAAUGCAACAAAAAUAGACUCGCUGACAGAAGUUGGCCUGCGCAGAGGCACAGGUGGCUUGCCUGAGGCCCAAACUUACAGAGGGCACCAGUCAGUGGUCUUCUCCAGCCCGCUACGCAACCCGCCACCGCCACCUCCGCCGCCGCCGCCGCUUCGACCUCGCCGCCGCUCUUCCGACGGGUUUCCUCGCCUCAUUUCAGCGUCGCGAUAAGCACAUAGGCUAACUGAUACGGAACUCUGUCGCCGGGCCGGAGGAAGAGAACCGAGUGAGUGUCUCAGCGUGAAGCUCGAAAGCUUUGAAAGUCCGAAGCACACCGACUGAACCUUCGGCGACACUUCGUAAAACUCGUACCUCAGUGCCAGCGCUCGUCGACCGAGUGAGGAGCAGUACGUUUGUGUCGUAGCCCGUUCCGCGUAGGCCUCAAGCUGGCCUACCCAAACCAACACAAACCUUCUACAUCCGUUAUGAACGGAUACCAACACCCAGGAAUCAGCAUGCAUAAGGGAUACGCAUUCGUCCAGUUCACCAACCCCUUCGACGCCCGCUCUGCCUGCAUGGGCGAAGAUGGGCGGAGCGUGUUCGGUCAGAUCCUGGGGAGCAGUUCUACGACAGUUACAACGCCGGCACUGCCCUGGGUGCAGGUGGAGCGCGCCUGACGCCGCCCCUGAAGCGACCCCGGCUCAUGGUCCCCAGCAUGCGCCAGCAGCCCCGCGCUCAGUCCCCGAAGAAGGUCGUUUCCCCCGGCCUGGAGGAUCUCAAGACGUACAGUAAGUACACCUCCAGUGUGUGCUGCCAACAAUCGCCACGACUCUCGACCUAUAGGGGCAGCCCUGAUAUCCUGAUCUGUGGUAACUGCCGGGAACUCUUCUCCAAUCUAAGUGAUUUCAUCGACCACCGACGCAGUUAUUGCAAACUCAGGUUCACGUGCAAGUGUUCGUCACACAACGGCUCCCUCCGGAGCGAGGAGAGCGCGUCCCUCAUGUGCGCCCUCUGCAAGGAAAGCUUCGCCUCCGCCUGGGACCUCAUGGUGCACGCCCAGGCCGCCCACAUGGUCAACAUCUACCAGCUAGGAUCCAAGGACGCCGGACAGGACAGCGCCGCGUGCAGCACCGCGGGCGAGAGCACAGCGGGAAGCACAGCCGGCAGCGACGUGGGCGUGGAUAUGGGCGGCGUUGACAUGACCGGCGAAGCGGGCGGGGAGGCAAGCGACUCCAACCAGACAGAGGAAGAACCACGCACGGAGCUCCCCAAGGAGAACGGCGUGGGCGCGGGCGAGGAGGCCGAAGGCGCCAGCGACCUCAUGAACGGCGCCUCCCCCCCGACGCGGCAGUCGGAGGCGGUGGCGACGCAGUGAGGCCCCUCCGCCGACCGCCUCACCGACCGACCGACCAACCACACCUGCACCAGCCCCCAACUCCACCUCUCCACCUCCUCCACCUCGACCUCCUCCACCUCCGACACCUCCUCCACCCCAACCACACCACCACAACCACAACAAGCGAGACGACAGCUCUCUGUUGGCCGCAACACCUCGUGGACGAAAUGAAACAAGAGCGAAAGGAAGGAAGAAAGAAAAGUUAAAAAGUCGAGUUUUCAACGACGCUGACUGCUGUUGGAUGCAAUCUUAGCAAUGUGGUUGAUGGGAUUAUGGCUUCUCGUAUUUUCAUAAUAAUACUAAUAAAAAAGAAUAUUAUAUUUUUACGAAGCAGAGAAAAAAAUCCUAGUUUCAAUUUCUAAAUACUCGCUGAUCAUUUCCAUCAAUACGUAGUUUCACAAAUUUGAUGAAAGAAAAAAAACUUGGCUGAGACUUCGAUUUCGAAGGUGGCAUCCCCCCCCCCCCCCUUGCGAGAGCCAUCAAGCACCGCAAGCAGUCUUCAGGUCGGCUCAAGAUCACCACAAGCACAACCGCCUUACUUAAAGACUGACUGAACGACUCCACAACACGAGAAGGACUCCUGCGGGGGUGUUGUACUUCAUCUCUUUUUCGAAAGGUAUAAUGAUCUCCCCCUCCCCCCGCCGCCAUCUUUAACACUAUCAGUUGUCGGAUGUAAUUUAAUUAAUCUAGCUUAGAUCCGAGAUUAGAUAUCCAGACAGCUGACGGGUUAAUGUCUUCUGGUUUUCGAGAAAGUGUCGGGGCAGGCGGGCAGUGGACCUCGCGCGUAGGAUCGAGCCAAGGCCUGUGUUGUUGUGAUUCUCGACUCCAUCGGCAGAUGGGUGCCUUCACCUCAUUCAAAAUACAGAUGGUUUCUCUCAUGUGUAAGUCUUCAGCGUGGUCUCGUACCACCACAGGUCUGCUCUAGUCCCGUAUGCUAGUCUUCUAGUAUUUCAAGUAAAAGUGUAUUGUAGACAUGAAAUACAAAACCGGAUGAUGUGUGGUCAUUAUGGUUACUACGGCGACUCUUCCUCCUGUAGUAAAGACAAGGUGAAGGAGUACCACAUUGGUGAUUGCUUUGUUUAUAUUGUAAACCUGUAUACUUAAUUUCCCAUUGUAUCUAUGUAAAAUAUGUUGAGAAUAUGGAUAUUUUGUUGUAUAGAUUUAAAAAAGAAUUGUUUUCAUUGCGAUAAGGACAUUUUGUUUCAUAGUGGCAAUAUUUGUUAAGCCUCUUUAUAACGUGGUCACAAUAGGCGUCAGUAUUAUGCGAGAGGAUGCGAGCAAUCAUUCAAAUGCUGUGAUGUGAACACUAGGGUAAAUUUUGUCACUUUGAACCAUAUUAGACUACGUCUUAGAAUAGAUUCUUUUCAUAUGAAUCUUUAUAGAGUAAAGAUUCUCCUAUCAAUCAAAGUUUAAAAAAAAGACAUGUUGUUGUAGAGAUCUGUUCCGUACGUUUCCUUAAAGCAACAACGAAGACCCUAAGCCCGGACUCUGCACACAGGGAACAGGGACCCCCCAGACUCUGGUCACGUCUCCUGGAUCUGAGCAUUGGUCUGUCUUGCACGUGACUAAGAGAGAGCCUGAGUAUAUCUUUCAGCAGCUGUAUAACGAGGCCAUAUCAGUGGAUUCCACGUGUGACGUAAGACUCUUACCUGAUCGUCGACGGCGAGGGCCCGAGGUGGCAGGCAGCAGCGACGAAGACGCGCUGACCUCGCCGGGAUCAUGUUGACAGAAUGACACUGUGCAAUCUUCUAGGUAGUAUAAUGACGUAAUGCUUUCAGGGUGCUAUUAUUGAAGUAACAGUCAAUUGGUAUUUUAUCAUCUUGCUGAAAUUUUGAUAGAAGUCAUUAUAGUUGUUGGAAACAGUAGUUAAGAUGGAUAUAGAAACUAUUUUGUAAGUGUUAUAUAUAUAUUGCAAUACAUAUCAUGGAGUUAGAUGUUAGGAUAAUGGAGGCCAGUUGGGAAGGGCCGUCGGGACUUCGCAUGACUGGCACUCCAUAUUUUAUAGGGGAGGGGCUCACUGUGCCAAAGAUAUGCCAGGACGCACUUAGUAGCGACAAGAGUUAAAAUCAGAUACUACAACCAAAUCCCACCAGACGUGACGACAACUAUUGCAGAUGUCAACAUCUUCCCAGGAUCUGCUAAAGAAGUGAUCAAGAUGUCUUUUAUUCUUCAAACAACUCUGUCUUUCCAUAUAUGAUAGACCCUUGGAUGACACAGGUAGAUGUUGCCGUUAAACUUCCCGGUAUUGGAUAAUCAGACAAAUUAUCUGGCGUUUCUUUCUCGUAAAUCCUUGAGAAGGCAGUGAAAGCUCCUAGUGACUUACGCCUGCUAGGGGAGGAGGCGGCAGCACCUUGUACGACCAAGCAAGUGACUGAACUUUGGAGCUCAAGUGCUCCGACAACUGGACCUGACAACUUUCGACUAUGUACACUUUGCACUGCCGCUCAUGACUAGUGUAAUUACCAGUCGGCUAUCAAAAGUAUUCGCUCAAGUGUUGAUCAGGCCUCAAGUAUCGUGUAAGAGUUCGGGCCCAGCAUGGAAGAGACCUCUGCUUACUGAGGAAGAAGACGUUUAGAAGAUCGUUAAAGAUCGCCUUCGUUUUGUGUACAAAUCUCCCAAAUGAUCUGUGAAGACAUGGCUUUGUUGGUUGUUUAAAGGAUAACUUUAGAAUUAGGUACAUAUCAUCAAUCAUGUCUUUGUCUUAGAGUUGUGGUUUGAUCAGCUGUCUCGUACCUAGGAUUCUAUGUCACUAAGAGGAAUUUUCUCUGUGUUGUGAAUAGGAAAAUAAACCUUACUGGCUAUCCACCCUUGGCUCUAGACAGCUGGUUUGGUCGCAUUUAGUCUUAGCAUCUAUGUUCAUUUGGAAUUUGGACUGAUCCCCUUUUGUAGGUGUUAAGAGAUAAUGACAAUAACUUGAUGAGUUAAGGUUGUUCCUCAUCUCAGGUGACUGUUUAUGCAACGGAAGUACAAGUACGGUACGUGCAUAAUACACAAAUCUCUUGAAUGAGUGAACUACCUGUACUCAGUAUGAUGUUAUUUAGAAUUGUGAUUGACUCUGGAGUCUGUAGCCUCUUUUCACAUGAAGUUGACCGAGUUAUUCGUUCAAUCUUUCUUACUAGUCAUAGGAAUAUAUCAUCGAACUUUUCCCAGUGUGAUGAGAUCUCCAACUCUAGACCUUAUCAGGAUGUUAGGUGAGUUGAUUUUCCUAUUCAAAAAUAACACAGAGAAGAUGAACUUUAUUUUGCAGUGCAUUUAAGGUCUGGCGUUCUCCGAGCUCCUCACAGAUGGCUGUUGUCUUUUAUCAUGUAACCAGAUAGGACUAAUGGAUAGGGACAACUAAUUCCUUCUCUUAGUUAAUCCCUGUAGACGUGCUGUAGCGUUACAGCAUAGGGUAAUAUCAUCUAAGUUAAGCUAGUCUUUAGUACUGUAACUCAACAUUUUUACAUGACCACUUAUAUGAAAGGAAUUCGCAUAAAGGGGUUUCCUGUUUGAAACAUAAAAACUAAACGGUUAUGCACUGGGUAUAAACACAAGUGUGCUGGUCGUGGGGGUUUGGCAGUGAUAGCUAUCCUAUUCGUAAUGCUGUAGCAGCUGGCCUUGUGGAUGUGGAAGAGUAAGUGUGACCUUACUCAAACACUCCACUAGAUGGCUUUUGGUGAGGUGGCACAUUGAGAGUAAUGUUACCCUACGCUUUAGCAGAUCGCUUUAGAGGUGUGGCAAAAUCAAAUAUUGCCUUACACUUCACCAGAUGGCCUUGGACUCGUGGUGAAUUAAGUCUUACCAUUACUUUAUUCUCCACCAACUCUUUGCGAAGAUGUAAAAAAAAAAAAAAAAAAAAAAAAAACCUAUCCCUCACUACUUCAAGCUACUACUGUGGAGGUGACAGGCGGCCACAAGCUUACGUGCACUUCAGCAGUUGAUUACUGAGAUCUCGUGGUCCUUUAAAGACCUUAUCCUGCAGAUGAUGGAACCAGUAAGCCGUAGACAGUAGAGCCGUUGAGUGUGGUAGUGUGAAUCAAGCCACCUACACUUCGUCAGCCGAGUAAGGAGGCGAACUGAUGCCUGAGCACCUCACCAGCUAGGAGAAGGAGCAUGGAAGUGCCUCUCGACCAUCUCGCUCAGAUUCUUUUCAGCUAAACUAAACAAACAAAAUCAGAACUUCAUCUUUACAUUCAGUGUUUGGACGCUUAUGACUCAACGGAUGGAUCAAGUUUGUACCUCUUAGUAACCCCUUCAUUGUUAGGGUGGUUAGUACUGGAAGAACGACCCAACAUCUCAAUUAUGUAACCCACUGAUUCCUUGAAUAUAAUUUGAAUAGUUUUAUUUUGAUUUAGAUCGCUUGCGCAAGGUGGCAGUGCCUGUACCUUGUUACCCGCAUAUAGUUUGAGACGAAUAAUUAUCCUGUCUUCAGUGUUUGUCUCUUGUUUACUUUGUGAGUAUAAACAAUGCUUCGAUGAGAUCAUUAAUGUAAUUUCAUUUUUUCUCACACAUCGACUCAUUAACGAACUGUGUAUUUCUCUAUGACAAAUUCACCAGCCUUGGAAAGCUUUGUCGCCUAGUUUUUGCGUUAUCUGAUUCUGAAGUUAUUUGCUGGUUGGCUGGCUCCUAAAGUUCAGCACUCUUUGGUACUCUCAGCAAUAAAGUGGGAUGGUGAACUUGCUCCCUGCAAUACGAGGUGGGGUUCAAGUAGGCUCGUCAGACAGUAAUCAACCUUGUAUUUUCCCAGGAUAUAUGAGUACAUUUAAUGUUGUUUUGCAGAGUUUUGCAAUCAAAGUACCUUCCAUCAUGUGAAAUUACUUUUUGAUUUAACAUGGGAAGUCACAUUGGACCAGAGAUCUGUAUAUCCUAGUAAAGGGUACCAACACUGAUAGGUGGAUGUAUAUCCUAAUACUAAGGAACAUCCCUGAAUAACGAGUCUGCUUUGCCCUCAUGUGGAAGGAAGACCGGGAUUCAGAUCGCCCUUUUCUCCUAAAACGAAUCUACAGCACCGGGAAUCAGAUGUUGUGUAUCCUGGCAAGGGAAAUCCACACCUCAAUAUCAGAAAGCAACGCCAGAUGUACCUUACCUAUUAAUCAGUCAUUCUUGAGUUGAUUUGUAUUUAUUUUUUUGAGGGCAUUUAAAAAGAUAUAUAUUCUUAUUUUAUUUCUCUAAAUCUCGAGUUCCCCGAAGAAGGACGAUUUUUUUUAUAUAAACAGUAUAUAUCCUUUUAAAGUCGUUCUCUUCUAAAAUGUAAAUCUGAUUAAGUGGAAUUUAUUUUGAUCUGUAUCUUUUUAUUUGUGAACCUGUCAUUCAGGACCUAUUGUUGUUUGGCGGUGGUCAUAUUUAUAUACAGUACCGUGUUAAGUGUAUGUUAUUAUAAUGAAUGUUUUGUAACAGUUGGAAAGUAAAAAUUGUUACGACA